CGCACGUGUCGGAUGCACUACCUCGGGCUCGGCGCGCCCGGCCCCUUGCACUCGAGGCCACUUCGGAUAAAAUCAAAACAAAGCAAAGUGCACACCGGCCUCCAAAAACUGCGCUGCCUGCCCCCAGGGGUCGGCUCGCGACCUGUCCGUCCCCUCCACCUACAGCUCCGUCCCCGGGCGGCGGGGCCCCGAAGAGCCUCGCCGCGCCCUCCUCCGCCCAGCGCGGCGGAAACGGCUCUGCGGCGCAGUCCAAGGCUGCUGGGACGCGCGCCGCGGAGACGGAGAGGAGCCGCCCUCACCCCCAAGGUCCAGAAGGAAAAGGAGCAGUGGCAGGGUCCUCGCCGGUCGUGGGCGAGCAGCCCCCAGUAAACCCCUUCCUCCUUUCACUGGCGAACUUUUCUCUCCGCUUUUAUGUCCACUUCUUGUCGUACU
Molecule: messenger RNA, 432 nt
Organism: Zalophus californianus (California sea lion)
Lineage: Eukaryota; Metazoa; Chordata; Mammalia; Carnivora; Otariidae
Exons: 1
Coding region: 13-369 (118 amino acids)
Source: RefSeq, a predicted model, not a curated record